Molecule: messenger RNA, 585 nt
Organism: Peronospora belbahrii
Lineage: Eukaryota; Oomycota; Peronosporomycetes; Peronosporales; Peronosporaceae
Source: the annotation of a GenBank genome assembly
AUGAGCAAUUAUGGUCGCGUCUUUCUGGCGCGUACGAAAGACGCCGCUGCGAAAAAAUUUGAACACUUUUUGGAGUUCUUUGAACGGCAGUUUGAGUGUCGUAUCACCGACCUCAGGACUGACAAAUGCGGGGAGUAUCAGACCGUAGACCUCUUCUGCAAGACCACAGACGUCCAAAGUAUUCGACCUACAUCCUCAACAGAAGUCCCACCAACUCGAACUCGAAGCGCGCAUCGCUCGCUACUCGAGGUUGUGACGGGACAGGCGCCGGAAUCGAGAAACAUCGUCGUCUUUGGGUCUUACUUCACUGUGUACCGUGACCCGGUAACGACCAACUUCGCGCAUCGUGCGCAGGUCGACUCGAUCCUAGGAUGCAGCAACGAGACGAUGGGGUUUCGAGUGUAUUUCCAGAAAGACAACAAGUUUAUCACCACUCAGCACGUGCAGAACAUCGAGACACUGAAUGAAGCACAAAAUCGGCAGCUGCAACUCGAGCUCGAUGAUGAUGAUCGAGCAGAUGCUGAUGAGGGUGCGCUAGAGCAGCCGAGGAGACAGCAUACCAGCAAGUCGAAGCAAAAGAAUUAG